GUUUCCAGAUUUAUUAAAGCUUUGGGUUCUGGACUCGACUGGAUGCUGAAUGUUAAGAACAUCCAGAACAUUCAGAACAUCCAGAACAUUAAGAACAUCCAGAACAUCCAGAACAUCCAGAACAUUCAGAACAUCCAGAACAUCAAGAACAUCCAGAACAUUCAGAACAUCCAGAACAUCCAGAACAUUAAGAACAUCCAGAACAUUAAGAACACUAAGAACAUCCAGAACAUUAAGAACAUUAAGAACAUCCAGAACAUCCAGAACAUUCAGAACAUCCAGAACAUUAAGAACAUCAAGAACAUCCAGAACAUCCAGAACAUUCAGAACAUCCAGAACAUCAAGAACAUCCAGAACAUUCAGAACAUCCAGAACAUCCAGAACAUUAAGAACAUCCAGAACAUUAAGAACACUAAGAACAUCCAGAACAUUAAGAACAUCCAGAACAUCCAGAACAUUAAGAACAUCCAGAACAUCCAGAACAUCAAGAACAUCCAGAACAUUCAGAACAUCCAGAACAUCAAGAACAUCCAGAACAUUAAGAACAUUAAGAACAUCCAGAACAUUAAGAACAUUAAGAACAUUCAGAACAUCCAGAACAUUAAGAACAUCCAGAACAUUAAGAACAUCCAGAACAUUAAGAACAUUAAGAACAUUCAGAACAUCCAGAACAUCCAGAAUAUUCAGAACAUCCAGAACAUUAAGAACAUUAAGAACAUCCAGAACAUUAAGAACAUUAAGAACAUCCAGAACAUCCAGAACAUCAAGAACAUCCAGAACAUUCAGAACAUCCAGAACAUUAAGAACAUCCAGAACAUUAAGAACAUUCCUCCGCUGUUUGGGUUUCUAUCAGUGUUUGCUACAGAUUUUUGUACAUUGAGCUUCUCACAGGACUGUUUGUGUUUGCGUCUCUGUGUGUCUGUGUGUGUGUGUGUGUGAGGUCAUCCAGUCACGCGUUCAGGUCGUGUUUUGCGUCCUGUUUCAGCCCUGAUCAGUUUGUUGCCAUGACGACCAGGUAGCGUCUGAAAGGCUUGUUGAUCUGCUGCCUCUGGUGUUUUGGUGAAUAUUUGUUUGUAUUUUCUGUUUAUGGCUCUAAUAAAUGGUCCCACAGUCAGUGGGUUUGACUCAC
Messenger RNA from Xiphophorus couchianus (Monterrey platyfish), 1129 nucleotides. RefSeq lists its product as uncharacterized. The record is from RefSeq and is a predicted model, not a curated record. Bases 43 to 939 code for a protein of 298 amino acids. The transcript is spliced from 2 exons. Lineage: Eukaryota; Metazoa; Chordata; Actinopteri; Cyprinodontiformes; Poeciliidae.